Molecule: messenger RNA, 946 nt
Organism: Daphnia magna
Lineage: Eukaryota; Metazoa; Arthropoda; Branchiopoda; Diplostraca; Daphniidae
Gene: Rpi
Product: ribose-5-phosphate isomerase-like
Exons: 7
Coding region: 43-870 (275 amino acids)
Biological process (GO): pentose-phosphate shunt, non-oxidative branch; D-ribose metabolic process
Cellular component (GO): intracellular membrane-bounded organelle
Molecular function (GO): ribose-5-phosphate isomerase activity
Source: RefSeq, a predicted model, not a curated record
ACAGCUGUUGUCUGGUCAACACGCAGACUACACGUCAAAGGCAUGUUUUGGUCGAAUGCCUCUAUAAAAUUCCAUUACAGCUAUCGAUCUUACCGCUGCUGUCUUACGUUAGCUUUCAACAGAGCAUUUGGCUGCAGCUUAUCCCAAGCGACUGACGUGAAGAUGAACGAUCCCGUGGAGAAUGCCAAGCGACUAGCCGCCUUCAAAGCGGUGGACAAUCACGUGGUGGAUGGUGUCAUUGGCAUUGGGAGUGGAUCAACAGUGGUCUAUGCUGUUGAACGUCUAGCACAAAAAGUCAAGGACGAGGGGCUGGAAGUCAUUUGUGUCCCAUCAUCUUUCCAAGCAAAGCAGUUGAUCAUACAACAUGGUUUAAAGUUGGGAGAUUUGGAGAUGAACCCUAAUCUGAAAGUCACAAUUGAUGGGGCUGAUGAAUCUGACCACAUGCUGACUCUUAUCAAAGGAGGUGGUGGCUGUCUAACCCAGGAAAAAAUUCUGGCCAGUUGUGCAGAAGAAUUUGUAGUCAUUGCAGAUUACAGGAAAGCCUCUACACAUCUGGGUGAACAGUGGAGCAAAGGCAUUCCAAUUGAAGUCAUUCCUAGUGCUUACCGUGUUGUUUAUCAGAAGAUUGAGAAAAUGCUUGGUGGAAAAUCAGAUCUGAGGAUGUCUGGAAGUUCAAAAGCUGGUCCUGUUGUUACAGACAAUGGCAACUUUAUACUUGACUGGAAUUUCGAGGGUGUAAAAGAUUGGAAAGAGGUGGAAAUCACUCUGAACAUGAUUCCGGGAGUUGUGGAAAAUGGACUUUUUGUAGGAAUGGCAAGAAAAGCUUAUUUCGGUAUGAGCGAUGGUACAGUGAUGGAACGGAACGUCUGAAUUGAUAAGUACUUAAAAACUUGUGUAUUGUGUAAUCACUCUCAAAUAAAAAAAAAAUGAACACAUAGAAAACCUA